Molecule: messenger RNA, 564 nt
Organism: Aspergillus niger
Lineage: Eukaryota; Fungi; Ascomycota; Eurotiomycetes; Eurotiales; Aspergillaceae
Exons: 3
Coding region: 1-564 (187 amino acids)
Source: RefSeq, a predicted model, not a curated record
AUGACGGAGACCAGGACCGGCCGGGAUCUAAGUAAUAACUAUAAAAGGGGGCAGCGAGGACUCGAGCGAUGGCUGGAGGGGAAAAUCGGCAAAAUUGCAGACACCGUCGCACUACUGGAGACCAGCCAGUGGGAUGCAGGGCCGUCCGCGGCUUUAAUUUCUUGUCGCAGGUAUAGAAGCAGCCGUAGAAAAGCGAUGGAAGCGAUGGCGAAGGAAGAGGAGCAGAUGGAUAGAUGGAUGGAGGGUGCUGGGUGUCAGUGCAGCUCCAUCGUCCUCACUAGUCGGGCGGUAGUGGAAUUGCAUCGUCCACUCUGCCUGGAUGCCCCUGAAUCCCGUCCCAUCCUCAAGGACGGAGCCGCAACCAAUGGGAAAUUAUACGAUCACGUGAGAGCGGAUCAGCCCCUGUUUUGGGUCUUUGUUGCCUUGCUGCCACCCCCCGCCCCUCUUUAUUGCCACCCGGCCACUCGUCUCUCUCUUAUUGCAGAUCCGAGUCCCAUCCAUCCAUCCAUCCAUCCAUUCAUACUUCUUGUCGUUGCACGACGCCGUCUCUAUUCUAUCUACUGA